This is a messenger RNA of Pleuronectes platessa (European plaice), 4387 nucleotides long. Its product is annotated as WD repeat-containing protein 37. Bases 160 to 1770 code for a protein of 536 amino acids. Gene Ontology annotation, cellular component: preribosome, large subunit precursor. Gene Ontology annotation, molecular function: protein binding. The record is from RefSeq and is a predicted model, not a curated record. Lineage: Eukaryota; Metazoa; Chordata; Actinopteri; Pleuronectiformes; Pleuronectidae. The transcript is spliced from 16 exons.
AGCGUCGUGACCUGCAUCUCUCGUAGCGGGGCUCAUCCACACGGAGUCUGGAGGAAACCGGCUCGUCUCUCCCGCCACGGAACAUGUGAGGAAGGGCCGACACCUCCAGAAACCACCGGGAAUCGAACCGUGUACAGGCAGGCUGUUCCGGAAGGAGGGAUGCCGGUGGAGAGUGGGACCAGCGCCGCCGCCCGCCAGGCCAAGCAGAAGAGGAAGUCCCACAGUCUGUCCAUCCGCAGGACCAACAGCACGGAGCAGGAGCGGUCCGGCCUGCAGAGAGACAUGCUGGAGGGACAGUCCCCUGAUAAUCUGGAGUCUUUCAUGAGAAUGGAGGACUCCAAGCUGCCCGUGUCUCUGAGGAGCAAUCUGCUGGACCUGUUCAGCCAGAUCGAGAGGGAGUUUGAAAACCUCUACAUAGAAAACCUGGAGUUACGCAGAGAAAUCGAAACGCUGAACGACCGACUGGCUCCGGACGGACAGACCUUCGAGGGGGCGGAUUUAGCCAAAGGAGCUCUGAAAACAAAAGCGAGUCACAGCACGAGUCAGCUGUCACAGAAACUGAAGACCACCUACAAGGCUUCCACCAGCAAACCGCGUUCUAAUUCUUGCCACGCCAGAGUAGGCGGAACCCGCAGCUUCAGCGUAACCGGCUGGGAGUUGUGGGGUGGAGACUCAUGGAUUGUGUCCAGUUUCAAAGCGACCACGUCCCGAGCCGUGUGCCAGCUGGUCCGGGAGUACGUGGGCCACAGAGAUGGCAUCUGGGACCUCAGCGUCACCAGGACACAGCCGGUGGUGCUGGGAACAGCCUCUGCAGACCACACUGCGAUGCUGUGGAGCAUUGAGACUGGGAAGUGCCUCCUCAAGUAUUUGGGCCAUCAAGGAUCAGUCAACUCCAUCAAGUUCCACCCCACUGAGCAGAUGGCUCUCACAGCCUCCGGAGACCAGACCGCUCACAUCUGGAGGUACAUGGUCCAGCUUCCGACUCCGCAGCCUGUUGCUGAUAUGAGCCAGACGCCCUGUGAGGACGACGUGGACUUUUCUGAUAAAGACGAGGCCGACGGGGAAGUGGAGGGUCCAAACGAUUGUCCCUCUGUCCGCGUGGCGACCACGACUCUGCGGAGCCACCAGGGCGUGGUGAUCGCGGCUGAUUGGCUGGUGGGGGGCAAACAGGUGGUGACGGCCUCCUGGGAUCGAGCCGCCAACCUGUACGAUGUGGAGACGUCCGAGCUGGUUCACUCACUCACUGGUCAUGACCAGGAGCUGACCCACUGCUGCACACACCCCACCCAACGUCUGGUGGUCACCUCGUCCAGAGACACCACCUUCAGACUGUGGGACUUCAGAGAUCCGUCCAUCCACUCUGUCAACGUGUUCCAGGGACACACUGACACGGUGACCUCGGCUGUCUUCACGGUGGGAGACAACGUUGUGUCCGGCAGCGACGACCGAACCGUCAAAGUGUGGGACCUGAAGAACAUGAGGUCGCCCAUCGCCACCAUCCGCACCGACUCGGCUGUCAACAGGAUCAGCGUGUCGGUGAACCAGAGAAUCAUCGCCCUCCCUCACGACAAUCGGCAGGUCCGACUGUUCGACAUGUCGGGGGUGCGACUGGCUCGACUCCCGCGGACCAACAGACAGGGUCACCGGCGCAUGGUGUGCUGCUCCACCUGGUGUGAGGACAACGCCUCCUGCAACCUGUUCAGCUGUGGCUUCGACCGGCAGGCCAUCGGCUGGAACAUCAACAUCCCCGCCCUGCUGCAGGAGAAGUGACCUCCUCCUGUGAGCUGCCAGUGACACUCCACCCAGAGCUGGGGGUGUUUGGAGUCAACCACCUGUCGGCUGAGGAGGCGGCUGUCAAAGGUGUCCCCCUGCUCUUGUCUGUGAGAUCUGAAUGUAAUUAACGACUCAAUGAGAAUGACUCUUCACAGCCGUCUUCUCGAGCCGACAGGUCCUCCAAUCUACCUGAGAAGGAACCAAGGACCUGUUCUCGCUGCCUGCUGCACCUGCCUCAGUCUGGAAAUCACCUCCACUGAAACAACCCCAACACAACUGUGUGUCUUCUGUGUGGAGCUGAUUCCUCGACGUAAGAAAACAGAAACCAAACUGAUGAAAAAAGCACAGAGUUCUAACAGGAGAGGUAAAAACCUGUGAGACAACAAAUCGUCAAGUUUGGCAGAAAUAAUCCACAAGUUUAAUUAGUUAUGGGUCGUUUAUUUCUGGAGUUAAUAUUCGAUUAACUUGUUGAUUUGAACUUUUGAUUCCAAAUUGUUCUGUGUGGCUCCUGAGAUUCACAGCGUCUCAUCUAUGAUCCACAUUAUACUAAGAAAAGCUUUUCAACGUGUUGUUGUGUUUUGUCGGGUGACAGUUUGUUGUGGGUCGGUCCUGCUCAGUGUGUAGACGUCUCUGUCUGAGUGAGUAAUACACCUUUAAAUAAAUAUACCAGUCGCUGUUUUAGAAAAGAUAACUCCAGCGUUUGAACACAGAAAUAGGGGAAAGUUAAACUUUUCUCUUUUAAGUGAAAUUUGUCUGGUUCUUCUUCGGUGGUUUCUUGAAAAAGAUCGAAAAAGAUGUUUGUUAGGUAAUUUAGAAUGUAAUUACAGAUGGACGACCCGUGUCCACUUCCUCCUGUUGUACAAAAAUAUAACCAAAAUAUCAGGGUUCCGCCAUCUUGUGCUCGUUGACGUCAUGUGGAGGCGGAGUCUGUGCAGGUCCUGCUGAUUCACAGGCUCGACCAAUCACGACGUCUCAGCACGUUUAUACCAUCAAAUAACCAGUUGAAACCAAACAGUGAUAAGAUAAACUCCUGGAAGAGUUUCCUCCAUCUUUUCUUUUCACAGUUGAUGAGUCGUUAGUCCACAGAGAGAACUCGUGGGUUAGGGUUGAAGCAGGAGAAAGUAACAGUGACACUGUUUCAUGUGGAGGAAGGUCGAGUUGCUUUGGACACGUUGCACAGAAAAAAUAACACAUUUUAUAAUUUUAUCAAAACUAAUUUUUUUAAUUAAUUUAAAAGGCUUGAUUCUAAAUAUGUCGUAUUUGGUGUUCAGUAUUAAACGGGACGUUGAAACCCUCUGAUGCCCGACCUGCCUGUCGUAUCAGCACUUAACACGAUUGUUAAAAAAGAUAACAGCAAGGUUUUUAUUUGUAAUUCAUGGCAAAACCCUUUAGUCGUUAGUGCUGAAUCACUGUCGUGGGGAUUCUGUCGGUGUCAUGUUUGUCGUGGUACUUUUAAAAACAAGUCAAAGAGUGUUGUGAUGCUUCCUCACUGCCAGAAAAACACUGAACACGUGUUCAAGUGAAUGGGAGAGGCUGAGAUGAUGUGUGUCUGUGUGUGUCUGUGUGUGUCUGGUGUUCCAAGUCAAUGUUUAAAAACGUGGUGCAGCUGUAGUUCUCACGUGUGUGUGGUUCAGCUCGUUACACAAACAAGCACAGUUCAUCUCACAGUGAUCACGUUUCUCAUUUUUGAUUCGUGGAGCUCGUCUUUCUGUUUGUAACGAAGCUGCGAGUUCCAACCUGAAAGGAAGGAGCCCGACAGAUUCUGGUCUUGGGUUGAUACCGAUAUUGGGAAGUAAAAACUCCUUUCGAUAUAUAUUAGCCGAUAAAAUAAACCAAAAAUAAGACAAAAUAUAAACAUGAGUAAAGAUCUUUUAGGCUUUAUUUCGUCUGUUAUCUGCAAACUCAAACACAGAUGCUGAUUUGAUAUAGAUCUCAUUUCAGACAACUACAUCCUCUUUGGAGAAGUAGUCCCUGACCUUCCUGCCCGUUUGGGGUCGACUGAAUAACUAUUAACAGUCUCUGCUGUGAUUAGAGGUAAUACUUUGAAAUUAAUAUUCUGCAAACCUAUGAAUCAGUCGGGCUCUGGACGUGACAGAAGUUUCUCUCCUUCGAGGCUAAAAACCACCUUUUAUUUCCAGUGUUUAAUAUGAAAACAAUUAUCGAGCCCAUUGAAAUGUAUUUCGAGCAAUAGAGAAGUGUCCGUAAUGAUUUCAGUGUAAUAACACACGUACUAAUGUAGUUACGUGUUAUUCUCGCUAACUAAGCUCUAACCGUGUGUUUGUGGCUGUGUGUUACAGCUGCAGCUCUUUAAUCAGCUUUUAUAUGACAUGAUGCCACAUUUCAUAUUUCUGAAUUUUGCAACGUUUAGUUUGUGUGAAGAACAUUAAAAUCUGUGUGAGUGUGUGUUUGUGUUUGAUCUUUACUUUUUUACCAAACACUGAGCCACUUUCAUAAUUCACCAGUUCCACGUGAAUGUUCAGUCCCGGUGAAAACACACGAGCUUCAGCCAUCGCUCAGCCGCCAUCGUGUUGAGUUCUGUGUGAUGACAGGAAACUGUGGAUUGUAACUGGAACAUGCGUCUGCUUGUGAAAUCAAAUAAACCAUUGGUAGUGUU